Molecule: messenger RNA, 282 nt
Organism: Pneumocystis jirovecii RU7
Lineage: Eukaryota; Fungi; Ascomycota; Pneumocystomycetes; Pneumocystales; Pneumocystaceae
Exons: 1
Coding region: 1-282 (93 amino acids)
Source: RefSeq, a predicted model, not a curated record
AUGGGCUCCUGGAUGCGGGAUGGCGCCCGUAUACGUGCCAUGGAGCCCUGGAUAUGGGUGUCUGAGGAUGCAGAGUGCCCUGCUGCGGAUGCAGAGGCCUCUGGAGCAGAGAAUGUGUCUGCUGUGCCGUUUGGUGAGCAGAUUGUGCGUCUGGGCGGGGCGUGCAUGGGCAGCGGUGGGCUGUGUGCCGGUAGGGCAGUGGGAGGCGGUGCAGCGUGUGGAUUAGAGCAUUCUGCAGCGCUGUACAGACAAUAUACGCCUGCUUUAAGGCGAUUUAAGUAG